Molecule: messenger RNA, 987 nt
Organism: Quercus lobata
Lineage: Eukaryota; Viridiplantae; Streptophyta; Magnoliopsida; Fagales; Fagaceae
Exons: 3
Coding region: 1-987 (328 amino acids)
Molecular function (GO): RNA-DNA hybrid ribonuclease activity; nucleic acid binding
Source: RefSeq, a predicted model, not a curated record
AUGGUAGAGGCUAAUUUUCAUAGCUCUGAUGCAGAGGCUAUUCUCCGUAUUCCUUUAAGUCGUAGAUAUGUGCAUGAUAUGGUUUUUUGGUUGCAUACCAAAGAUGGGGACUACUCGGUCAAAUUAGGUUACCACAUUGCAAGAUUAUUAGCCAAGCAAGAUGCUGAUUUGGGUGAAAGCUCAAGGGAGGUGAUGGGUAGUUCGAUAUGGGCGAAGCUGUGGAAGCUCAAGGCGAAGGAAUCCAGGUAUCAUGUAUUGUGGGAGUGCGGGUUAGCCCAAGAUAUCUGGGCUGGUAGUUCGCGCCGACUGCAAAAAGGAGUGCCUGGCUUGGAUGAUAUGGUGCAGCUGGUUGAGUAUAUGCAGAACCGCUUAACGGAUGAGGAGUUGGAAUAUUUUUGGGUUCAAUGCUGGUUUAUUUGGAACCAAUGUAAUGCCAUCGUACAUGGUGGAGCUAUUCAAGAACCUGGACGUCUAAAUCAGAGAGCCAAAGAUUUCUUAGAUGAAUUCCGGGCUGCCCAACUUCGUUUAUCUGUGUCAGCUGUUUUCUCUGAUACAAGUUCAUCUGGUUUUGGCGCUGUAAUCCGUAACAAUCUGGGGGAAGUUAUGGCUGCUAUGUCAGCCAAAGGACCGAGUGUGGUGGACAGCGAGGAGGCAGAGGUACUUGCUUGUCGGAGAGUGCUGGAGUUUGCUGUGGAUACCGAAUUUGAGGAGCUGAUGAUUGAAGGUGACAACUCUACGGUCAUAAGGUGCUUAUCUUCUAUACGGGCUUUUCGUUCUAGGCUGGGAAAUGUUUAUGCAGACAUACACGUUUUGGCUGCUGGUUCCAGAUGUAAGUCAUUUUCUUGUGUUAAACGGGAAGCCAACUUAGCUGCUCAUUCCUUAGCUAGAUAUGCUAGGUCUAUUGAUGGGGACAUGUUUUGGAUGGAGGAAACUCCACCUCCUGCUAUUGAGGCUGUGUAUUUGGACUCUGUUUCUUUGAAUGAAUGA